Molecule: messenger RNA, 2434 nt
Organism: Cricetulus griseus (Chinese hamster)
Lineage: Eukaryota; Metazoa; Chordata; Mammalia; Rodentia; Cricetidae
Source: RefSeq, a predicted model, not a curated record
UAGCCUUGUUCAGGAGCUUGCCCACCUCCCCCUGGCCGGCUUAGGACAGUCCCCUCCUAGGAGAGGGCACCGCGCACCGAGGAUGAGUUGGCCGGUUCACAGUCGGUGCCCGCGGUUCACAGGCUAAGGGAGGGGAGGUUCGAGAAGGAGCAGUUCCUUUUUCCAGGGAGAUCACGGGUGGAAAGACUCGUUCACUCGCUUCCUGGCCCCAGCGCCCCAGUUCCCUGUCCUUCUUACCGGUCCCCUCCCCCUCCACACCCAGAAAUAGCCGGCGACACCAGAAGGCCGCGGGCUUCCCGGGGCGGGGGAGGGGUCCGCCCGCGGCUCCCGAUGAUUCCCUUUGGAUGCUGGUCUGCAGAUAGACAGGUGCUGGUAGGGCAAAGAAAUAGACCCCUUGGUUCGCACGGCCCGAGCGGCAGCGUGCUCCUAGAACGUGUAUAUUUUUUAAUGCAUCUUUGGGGAAAACCGAGCCAAGCCAAUAGGGACAUGGGGGCACUGAGGUCGUGGAGGAAGGUGGUAGAUGGCACCUCACCCUCACCGCCUCACUUAGCUCCCGCCUGAGAGGAGUUUAUUGCCAAGAGACUCUUGCCCAGUCCAGGUGGGCCUGCGUUUCCUCUUACCCCACUUGGACUGGAGCACUUCCACACUGCAAGAGAGACCGGAACUUUCAGUGGGAAGUUUUAGGAUGAUGAGGGUGAAUGUGUCCAUGAAUCACUGGCAGAGCUGUUUGAGACGGAUGUGAGAAUGUACAAUUUUGGCUGGGAAGGAAGUAAAACUUACUGCCCCUGUCCGGCCACACCCCUAGCACCACCUUCCAGAAAGCCUCCUUUGCCCAAGGAUGAAAUUACCAAGGCAGUUACUGUCGUGGGCCUUUCUAUGAGGUUGUCCAUUCUGCCACCCAGACAGUACUUCUUGCUGGCCCUGUCUUCUCCUCUUCCCUCUGGCUUGAAGCCUAGGCAGCUGUGACCUUUUUCAGCUUGGCCAGCAGGCAGGAGAGGAUGUGUGUGUAUCUAAGGUGGGGUUAUUCCAGGACCUAGUCUGGUGUCUAACCUGAUGCGGGACACUCUGGCCUGGCAGGGUCAUCAAUGCUGGCAAGAGCAGGCACAAUGAGGACCAGGCUUGCUGUGAAGUCGUGUAUGUGGAAAGCCGGAGGGUUACAGAGGCCUCCAGGGAAUCUACUGUUAACCAGGGACUCUGCUUCUACUACUGGGGCCUGUUUGAUGGGCAUGCUGGUGGUGGAGCAGCUGAAAUGGCUUCCCGACUCCUGCAUCGCCACAUCCGGGAACAGCUGAAGGAUCUAGUAGAAAUACUUCAGGACCCCUUGCCACCUCCCCUGUGUGUCCCAUCCACUCCAGGAACCCCAGGUUUCUCUGAUCCCUCACACCUGGUCAGCCCUCAGUCCUGCUGGUCUCCACAGAAGGAAAUAACCCACGAGAGCCUGGUAGUAGGGGCCAUUGAGAAUGCCUUCCAGCUCAUGGAUGAGCAGAUGGCUCCGGAGAGGCGUGGCCACCAAGUGGAGGGGGGCUGCUGUGCACUGGUUGUGGUGUACCUGCUAGGCAAGAUGUAUGUGGCCAAUGCAGGUGACAGCAGGGCCAUCAUUAUCCGGAAUGGUGACAUCAUUCCAAUGUCCAGGGAGUUCACACCAGAGACAGAGCGCCAGCGUCUUCAGCUGCUUGGCUUCCUGAAACCAGAACUGCUAGGCAGUGAGUUCACUCACCUCGAGUUCCCCAGAAGAGUUCAGCCCAAGGAACUCGGGCAGAGGAUGCUGUACAGAGACCAGAAUAUGACUGGCUGGGCCUACAAAAAGAUUGAGCUGGAGGAUCUCAGGUUUCCUCUGGUCUGUGGGGAGGGCAAGAAGGCCCGGGUAAUGGCCACCAUUGGGGUGACCCGAGGCUUGGGAGACCACAACCUUAAGGUCUGCAGUUCCACUCUGCCCAUAAAGCCCUUCCUCUCCUGCUUCCCAGAGGUGCGAGUGUAUGACCUGACACAGUAUGAGCAUUGUCCAGAUGAUGUGCUAGUCCUGGGAACAGAUGGCUUGUGGGAUGUGACCAAUGACUGUGAGGUAGCCGCCACUGUGGACAGGGUGCUGUCAGCCUAUGAGCCCAAUGAUCCCAGCAGGUAUACAGCUCUGGCCCAAGCUCUGGUCCUGGGGGCCCGGGGCAUCCCCCGGGACCGUGGCUGGCGUCUCCCCAACAACAAGCUGGGUUCCGGGGAUGACAUCUCGGUCUUCGUCAUCCCCCUGGGAGGGCCAGGCAGUUACUCCUGAUGGGCUCUGCCCCAACCCUCUCACUGCCAUCUCUGCUUCUCCAUACUUCCCCUUCUCCCAGUCCAAAUACUGAAGUUGUGUCCCCGACUCGAGUGGCCAUUUAAUUGACAAAGGGAUGCCCACCAGAUACAGAAUUUCAGCAACUGACAAAUAAACCAGAUGGAUAAA